This is a messenger RNA of Salmo salar (Atlantic salmon), 3416 nucleotides long. RefSeq names its product LIM/homeobox protein Lhx2. NCBI's taxonomy places the organism in Eukaryota, Metazoa, Chordata, Actinopteri, Salmoniformes, Salmonidae. Gene Ontology annotation, cellular component: nucleus. Gene Ontology annotation, molecular function: DNA-binding transcription factor activity, RNA polymerase II-specific; RNA polymerase II transcription regulatory region sequence-specific DNA binding. The record is from RefSeq and is a predicted model, not a curated record. Gene Ontology annotation, biological process: regulation of transcription by RNA polymerase II; neuron differentiation.
AUACUUAUUUACUUCUUCAUUUUGUCCUAAUGCAAGUUUAACGUUUGCUAUAGCUCUCGACCACUUUUGUCUGACGACAGAGUGAAAUUGGUGCAUUUUUGUGCAUCCUGAAAUCUGCAAAUUGAGAGAGAUUAUUUGAUUCAGAAUUUACAUUGUGGUUUGCUGGUAUGUUUAUUUAAUUCUUCUGAUCUAUUGGUUUUAAAUAGUAGGCUAUUUUGUAUUUGAUAACGUGUUCAAAUAUGGUGUAAACUAUAGCCUAUACGCCAUAUAGAAAACGCAAUAUUUACUAUAAUCAUGUCUGAAAUUAAAGGCCUAUAUUUGAAUAAGAAUCAAAAUCACAGUGUUGGAAAGGAAAAUAUGUUUUUCGUAACCUACCAUCUUUCUUGGCUUGGAUUUUUUUGACUUCCUAAACCAAUAGAUGGGAGCCAUUCACUUUAAAUACAUGGGCGAGAUUUGCGUCUUAUGGACGUUUUGGCUUGCAGAUCUGAGGGAGACGCUUGCAAGUGUAGCUCUCCAGCCUCCACGAUGCUCUUCCACGGGCUGCUCGGAGGCGAGAUGCAGGGGGUUAUCUACGAGAUGGGCCGGAGGGCGAAGGGCGAUUCUACCGCCAUAAGUUCGGCUAUAGACAUGGGAGAAACGGAGACGGGUAUGAGGUCCAUCAACAGCGACCGUGUGGCCUUAUGCGCGGGCUGCGGGGGGAAGAUAUCUGACCGCUACUACUUGCUUGCGGUUGACAAACAGUGGCACAUGCGCUGUCUCAAGUGCUGCGAGUGCAAACUCAACCUCGAGUCCGAGCUAACCUGUUUCAGUAAAGACGGUAGCAUCUAUUGCAAAGAAGAUUACUACAGCAGGAGGUUUUCCGUCCAGAGGUGCGCCCGUUGCCAUCUCGGGAUCUCGGCGUCGGAGAUGGUCAUGCGGGCGAGGGACUUGGUCUAUCACUUGAACUGUUUCACCUGUACAAGCUGCAGCAAAAUGCUCACGACCGGAGACCACUUCGGAAUGCGUCACAGUCUUGUGUACUGCCGGCUCCACUUUGAGACACUCAUACAAGGGGAAUAUCAAGCGCAUUUCAAUCACGCGGGGGAUGUAGACUCGGGCAAAGGACUUUGCGCGGGCAGCGCGGGAAACUCGCUGGGGCUGCCCUACUACAACGGCGUCCGGACGGUGCAGAAAAGAAGGCCGAGGAAAAGGAAAAGUCCCGGGCCUAGAGCAGAUAUGGUGGCUUACAACGCAGCAUUAAGUUGCAAUGAGGAUGGGGACCACCUGGACCGUGACUCCCACUAUUCCUCCAGCGCCAAGUCCAAGCGCAUGCGCACUUCCUUCAAACACCACCAACUGAGGACCAUGAAGUCCUACUUUGCCAUCAACCAUAAUCCAGACGCCAAAGACCUGAAACAGCUGGCCCAGAAGACGGGUCUCUCCAAACGCGUGCUACAGGUUUGGUUCCAAAACGCCCGGGCCAAGUUUCGACGGAACAUUCUACAUCAGGAGAGCACAGGGCUGGACAAGCUGUUGGAUGGGUCCACUCUAUCAGGGGGGUCGCCUUCAGGCCCCCCCUCCGAGCUCUCCAACUCCUCAAUGAGCCCUUCCAGUACCCAUACCACCCUCACGGCUAACCCUGUACUGACCGCCGUACCGGGGGGCAUGGACCCCCAUGACUCCAUGAGUAUGAGCCCUUCCCAGACCACCCUUACCAGCCUUUUCUGAUGUCACCCACCCCACCCGAUCUGCCCCUAAACCCAUCCACCAGCUCACUCAAGAGGGAGUCACUUAUAUAAAUGAUAUUCCCCCUGGACCCUGGACCUUAGGCUUCUACCCUGUCACUCCAAGGUAAAAGCAUUGAGGAGUGUAAAAUGCAGAUGCAAAGUACUGUAGCAAGGUUAUCCGGAAGACUCUAGCGUGCCUUAUACAUUUUAAUCACACUGAGGAAUCCCUGAUCUGAUAAAUGUCUAAUCUAGGUGGCAUAUUUCUUAAAAGAUUUUGUUAUAGGACGGUUGCCCCACUGACAACUGCAUUUGCUUACAACAUGGCCAUCAAAGCUGAUCUACUUUACAAUUCAGUCUGUACAGAGUAAGGGGCGGAUGUCAACAAGAAAAUGUAUAUUGAUAGAGAUAGCAUAGAUGAGAAUUAGAAUUAAACUGAUACAGUUAAUAUAAAGAUAUCAUGGUAAAUAUCCUUUAGACUCAGACUUUGCUUUAAUAUUUUGUAACAAUAAACUGUCAUACACAGAAAUGAGAUAUAAUAUAUAUUAUAUCUGACUCGUUGCUGAUGGAAUUACAUUGAUUCUAUUUGCAGUCACCAUUUAAUAGCUCAGUAACACAUACAUUUUAAGCAAAAAUAGCUACAACAUAUCUAGUGCUUUUUGAGCAUCACACUGUUUGGAUUAUGAAUUGAUAGAAGUAACAUAUGGAUGUAGAUUGUGGAAUAAUGUCUGGCUAUUUGAAUAUUGUCACAUUCAUCACUACAUUUGUAGUUUGUUUCAGCAUUUGUGUGCCAGAUGUACUUCUACUCGGCAGUCUCACACACACACGCACGCACGCACGCACGCACGCACGCACGCACGCACGCACGCACGCACGCACACACACACACACACACACACACACACACACACACACACACACACACACACACACACACACACACACACACACACACACCUCAGUCUAAAUGUCUUUCUAUGUUCUUGCUUCUGAAACCCAUCACUCUGAUUUUGGGUAGAUACCAAGGUUAUGGCUCUGUUUGCGUGGUAUCACAUUUUGAAAUUCUAAAAGUCCAUACAACGUAGAAAUUUAACACAAAAUAAAUGUAUUUAAAACUUAGAUGCUGUAUGGGAGCAUCCAACAAUGGUACCAGCAAUCAAAAAUAAAUCCAAGAGACCACUUCUAAAUACUUAUUUGGAAUUGUCCCUACAAAACUGUUCCUUGUGGGGACCUGCCUGAAUAUUUGUGUUGGUACAGAGAAACUAAUCAGGGAUUUGUGUUGUUGGCAAAUAAACCAACUUUAACUGGGUCCUGCUCAUUAGGACCGUACAGUAGCAACAUGUUUUGUAAUGGAAAACGUAAACGAGUGUUUCUUAUUGGACAAAUUCAGAUAGUACCUCCUUGUUUCAAACUGUUUUCUUCCACUUGGUGCCUACUGAACAUUACCCUGGAAGCUGGUAGGACUAUGAGAGUUUCUGACAUGGAGAAUCAAGCUGCCUUCCUUUUGACUGUGACUACCUUCACUCAUGGAUGAGGAGGGUGCUCUUACUUUAUCUUUACCCUUGUCUACAUGGAGAACUGCUGUUUGGGAUUUGUCAUCCCUUUAACCACAGUCUUUGGUUUGUUUGUCCUCCCAUUCUUGUGUAGUUGCCCCCUUUUGAUGUACUUAAGCAUUCAUUCAUUUCAAAACGUAAAAUGGUGAGCAAAACAUGA